Harpegnathos saltator (Jerdon's jumping ant) is the source of this 1924-nucleotide messenger RNA. RefSeq names its product putative nuclease HARBI1. The transcript is spliced from 5 exons. Lineage: Eukaryota; Metazoa; Arthropoda; Insecta; Hymenoptera; Formicidae. The record is from RefSeq and is a predicted model, not a curated record. The coding region runs from base 1348 to 1905 and encodes 185 amino acids.
CGCAGACGAUCGCUCGUAGCGAUCGAUUGAUACGUGUUGUACGCCACGGUCAGCGAUUGUCCGACCAGCACAUCGUACACCUGUCGGUCCAGAUCAUGUCGCUGAGAAUACUGUAUCGUACCGAACAUCGUGGACACGACAAUCGGUCGUUCGUACGGUUCGAUCGCCUCGCGCCAUCGAUCUCUAUCGAAUAGCAGCUCGUACAAUUGCGUGAUCUCGGGAUUGCGCCCGAUCUGCGAUACCAUAUUCUGCAGCUCAUCGAAGAUGAUCGGCGACAGGUUCCAUAUGUCUACCAUAAGUUCGCGCACGCACUCCACCACAGAGCGCAACCAUACGACCUCAGCCAUGAGUCACCGUCGCGCGGAGACGACGACGAUGCGGUAGUGGCGAACGCGUUGAUCGCCGAUGAUCUCGUCGCGCGACCGAUCGACGACGGCAACGCGGGCUCGUCCCUGGGGUGCUAUUCUGUACAUGCCUACCGACAGUUGUCGGUGUCGUUAACAGCGUCGGUCGACAAAUAUGAAUAAAUGCGAUUCUGUACCACUCUUAACGACAAAUGUUUAACGAUACUUAUCGUUAAUAUACGACAAAUCUCGUUAAAUUUAACGUGACGGAAACGUUCUACCGACAAAUUUCGAAGGAAAAUAUAUGUUCUUUUUAACUACAGUUUUGUUCGGAAAUUCGCUGUCGGUAGGCUUAUAGUGCGUGGGCGCCUAAAACAAACGCAAGCUUAGAAUGAAGAACAAAACCUAAAAAGGAAUAAAGAUUGUAGCUUGUAAAACAUUGCAAAAUGAAGGCAGAAGGAUUCCUAGCAUGGGAUAUUUUAUAUUUGGAGCAUCGCAUGAGGCGUUUAGAACGUCGUAUGGAGAGAAAGAAUUGAAGAGAAUUGCAUGAUCCUUUUGAUCUCCGCAAUAUCGAAUUUCUCAAGUUAUAUAGACUAAGUCCAGAGAUCGUAAUAGAUUUAAUUGAAACAUUAAGACCAAGAUUGGAACAUGAGCGACCAGGUGGUCUUAGUCCUGAACGUCAGGUUUUAGCCACUUUAAGGUUUUAUGCUGUUGGAUGUUUUCAAAGUGCUAUAGAAGAACAAUGGGAUAUUGCAAUAAGCCAGCCUUCUGUUUGCCGCUGUAUACGAAAAGUAACUGACGCAAUAAAUGAUCUACGACAAUGGGUACGAUUCCCCACGACAGAUGGCGAACGUCAAGUCGCCCGGGAAAAGUUUAGGAUUGCUCCACAACCGUUUAUAGUGCAAUUGGAGUCAUCGAUUGCACUUAUAUAAACAUUAAAGGGCCAAAAGAGCACGAAGAAGCAUACGUGAAUCACUGGAGUGACCAUACUCUCAACGUUCAAAUGAUCUGUGAUCCUGAUUUAAAAAUAUUGAAUGUAAAUGCGCGAUAUCCAGGUGCACGACACGAUACUUAUAUUUGGUCAAAUUCUCCUAUACGACGUAUAAUGGAACGAAGAUAUAAUAAUGGAGAACGCAAUACUUGGUUAAUUGGUGAUGAUGGAUAUAGCUUAGAGCCAUGGUUAAUGACACCUCUAAAACAUGAAAUACCAAAUACACCUAGGUUUCAAUAUAACGAGGAUCUGUGCAGCGCUAGAUCGUGCGUGGAACGUCUAUUUGGCGUCUGGAAAUCCGUGUUCAGGUGUUUAUCUGCCCAGAAGCGUUUAAUGUAUGAGCCAGGUAUGGCUGGUAAAAUUAUUAACGCAUGUGCCGUGUUACACAACAUGAGGAUUGCUCAUCGUAUACAAGACGAAGAAUUAAAUGAAAUGCAUGAAAACUUGUAUCACGUUAACAGACCAAAUAGAGCUGUGGAGUAUGACGACAGAGGUUAUGCAUAUCAAGGGCGGGCACUUGCCAUACGUAUUCAGGAGAGUUUUAUUACUCGGCAUUAUGGGAGAAUAUAAAAAAAUUAUUUCUCUAAAC